UCUAUUUCUGUGUAUAAAUCUGUGUGCUAUUUUGAGGAAGUUCCAAAAUCAAAUGCAGGCAUGCAAAAGUUGUUUGAUCCUUCAUUCUCGUCGUCACCUUUCUGAAUCUAUGCGCUUUCAUCUUCUCUACUCUCAGGCCCUCAACUAUGUCCCACUGAAGCUAUUCUUCGUUGCAGCAGCUUUCCUCUUCACCUAUUCUUCAACCCUCAAGGUUGGGGAAACCUGUUCGAGCUCCACCAAUAACUGCGAAGCCGGCUCAUAUUGCGGUACCUGCGCUGCCAACGGCAACACCAGGCCUCGCUGCACCCGCAUUCAACCUAUAAAUCCUGUCACUAAAGUUGGAGGCCUGCCUUUUAACAAAUAUUCAUGGCUGACGACUCAUAACUCGUAUGCUCGGAUUGGGCGGAAAUCAGGCGUCGGUUCCGAUCUCUUCGCACCGACUAAUCAAGAGGAUUCCGUUACCGAUCAACUCAGAAAUGGCGUUCGAGGUCUAAUGCUUGACAUGUACGACUUCAACAAUGAUAUCUGGUUGUGUCAUUCGUUUGGGGGGAGGUGUUUAAAUGUGACUGCAUUUCAACCUGCUAUUAAUGUACUGAGAGAAAUUCAAGUUUUUCUUCACAAAAACCCAACAGAAAUUGUCACCAUCUUCAUUGAGGAUUAUGUGGUAACUCCACAAGGCCUGACAAGAGUGUUCAAUGCAUCUGGACUUAAUCACUACUUGUUCCCACUCUCUCAAAUGCCCAAAAAUGGUGAAGAUUGGCCAACAGUUCAUGAUAUGGUAAUGAAGAACCAAAGAUUGGUAGUCUUCUCCUCUCAAUCGUCCAAGGAGGCCUCUGAAAUGGUUGCAUUUGAAUGGAAUUAUGUUGUGGAAAGUCAGUAUGGGAAUAAUGGGAUGAUUGUUGGUUCUUGCCCCAAUCGUGGAGAAUCUUCUCCCAUGAGUGCAUCUUCAAGAUCUCUGAUUUUGAUGAAUCACUUUCCAAGUAAUCCUAAUGCAUCGCAAGUUUGUGUGGAUAACUCUGCUAAUCUUCUCAACUUAAUGAGGACUUGUUAUAUAGCAGCAGGAAAUCGAUGGCCAAAUUUCAUUGCAGUUGAUUUCUAUAGAAGGAGCGAUGGAGGAGGAGCCCCCGAAGCUGUUGAUAAGGCGAAUGGGCACUUAACCUGUGGUUGUGAUAGCGUUGCUUAUUGCAGAGCAAACACAACGUUUGGCAAGUGCGAUGUACCUUUACUUGCACCUCCACCGCCAUCUCAGCUACUGCCUUCAACUCUAGCUCAAGCACCUAUCAACAAUUCUCAUAGUAACAGGCCUCUCAUUUCGAUUAUCUUAGUUGCACUUCUCCUGCUCUGUCUCUGACCUAUUAUACAUACUCUGUGCAAGCUUGAGAGUACAAUUUGUGGGUAUAAAGGUUGAGAAAGCAUCACUAAAACAUGCAAGUUUCCCAUUUGUGCACAUGAAAUGGUUUCGACUACUGUAUAUUGUAACGUAGACAUUUACAUCAAAUUUGACAAUGAGAAUAGAAGCUUCUUUUCCACACUUA
Molecule: messenger RNA, 1535 nt
Organism: Salvia hispanica
Lineage: Eukaryota; Viridiplantae; Streptophyta; Magnoliopsida; Lamiales; Lamiaceae
Product: PI-PLC X domain-containing protein At5g67130-like
Biological process (GO): lipid metabolic process
Molecular function (GO): phosphoric diester hydrolase activity
Source: RefSeq, a predicted model, not a curated record